Dujonia railenensis is the source of this 1353-nucleotide messenger RNA. The record is from the annotation of a GenBank genome assembly. NCBI's taxonomy places the organism in Eukaryota, Fungi, Ascomycota, Pichiomycetes, Serinales, Debaryomycetaceae.
AUGAAAUUUCUCUUACCUCUUUUAGUGCUCCUCUUGUCUGUUGCAGCCGCACCUUACCAACACAAAAGGGCAUCGACUGUUACGAAGCCUUCUGAAGAUCCAUUUUAUACACCACCAACGGGAUAUGAAUCGCAGCCUGUUGGGACUAUUCUAAAGAGUCGUAAAAUAGACAAUCCAGUUGGGUUUGUUGUGAUUGCUGAAAAGCUUAAGGCUUCUUACCAAUUUAUUGUUCGUUCUGAAGAUACUUUCGGUAAUGCUAUUGCAAUUGCUACAUCUUUAUAUAUUCCAGUCAAUGCUGAUCCAUCCAAACUUCUUUCUUAUCAAGUUGCUGAAGAUUCUGCCAACUUAAAUUGUGCACCUUCAUAUUCGUUCCAAUUAGGAUCUGAUGUUGAAACUUAUGCAUCAGGACAAAUAGAACAAAUUUUUACUCAGGCAGGUUUGGCAGAAGGCUGGUAUGUUGUUGUUCCAGACUAUGAAGGUCCAAAUGCAGCAUUUGGAGCAGCUCAUCUUGCAGGAAAAUCUGUUUUAAACUCAGUCAGGGCUAUAUUGAGUUCAGGUAAUAUCACUGGGAUUGACAGUGAUGCAAGCGUUUCCUUCUGGGGUUACUCUGGAGGUUCUUUGGCCACCGGGUGGACUUCGUUAUUAGAGCCCACAUACGCCCCAGAAUUAAGUUCCCAAGUUGUCGGAUAUGCUUAUGGAGGUAUUGUUGCCGAUUUAGACAAUGUUGCUCGUUUUAAUAUGGGUAAGUGGUCUGCAGGAUUCAUAUUUGCUGCUAUCAAUGGAUUAGCACAUGAAUACCCUACAAUUAAUACCUUUAUCGAAGAAAAUAUCUAUUCUUCAAUGUUCGCUAAAUUUACAGAUGUAGAUCAAAUCUGUGAAAGCAUUUAUAUAUUCGAAUAUGCCUUUAAUACUUGGACCGAGUAUUUUGAAGCCGGUGAAGCAAUUUUAGAUGACCCUAUUGUCUACAAUGUCACCUCGCAACUCAAUAUGUCGAUUCUGGGAUUAGUACCUACAGCCCCACUAUAUUUCUACAAUGCCAAAUUUGAUGAGAUUAUCCCUGCUGCAGAUGCUGAUACCUUGUACUCUACUCUUUGUAAAGAGGGAGUGAGCAUCGAAUAUCAUCAAGACUUGCUCGGAGGGCACCUUAUUGAUAUGUACACAGGAUGCGAUGCAGCAUUUCUGUGGUUGAAGGACCGUAUGAAUGGUAAAGCUGCUACCACUGGAUGUGUAAAAAAAACUAGUCUCACUUCUGUUUUCACAAAGGCAGGACUUACUGGCUUCAGUGAUAUCAUUUCAGCAGCACUUUGGAAUGUUUUUGUUGAAUUUGGAAGCUCAUAUGAAACUUUCUUCUAA